GUGCCGUGAACGAAGAGUUCUGCUUCAUCCAGCGCUCCAGAGUGUUCGUGCGAUCAUGGAUCCGUCCGACUUUGGCAACUCGUCGUGCUCAGCCCCUCAGGGUGCGUCUCUGGUUCACUCAUUUGACCGAAAGGUUCGUCCCUACAUCGACCUGAUCGACCAGCUGCGCUAUCUGGGCGUGGACCAGGACGUGGGCCUCCCCGCUGUGGCCGUCAUCGGGGACCAAAGCUCGGGCAAGAGCUCUGUGCUGGAGGCUCUGUCUGGGGUGCAGCUUCCACGUGGCAGUGGCAUCGUGACGCGCUGCCCGCUCGCCCUGAAGCUGAAGCGCGCACCGGGCCCCUGGGUUGGACGCAUCAAGUACCGCGUGCAGGGCCGCAUCGUCAACACGAAGCUCGACUCUCCAGAAAGUGUGGGCGACGCCGUCCUGCAGGCCCAGUCAGAGUUGACAGGGGAUGAUCUGGGCGUGAGCAAGACCCUCAUCGAGCUCGAGGUGACCUCUAAUAGUGUUCCCGAUCUCACCCUCAUCGACCUGCCCGGAAUCGCCCGCGUAGCCCUUGCUGGCCAAGCCGUCGACAUUGAGACUCAGAUAAAGGACCUGAUUCGUGAUCACAUCGGCCGGCAGGAGACCAUCAAUCUGGUGGUGAUCCCCUGCAAUGUGGACAUUGCUACAACUGAGGCGCUUAAGAUGGCUCAGGCUGUGGACCCCACUGGCGAACGUACCCUUGGGGUCCUCACCAAGCCGGACCUGAUGGAUGAGGGAACCGAGCGCAACGCUCUGCGUAUCCUGCAGAACCAGGUGUUCCCGCUGCGCAAGGGCUACGUGCUGGUCAAGUGCCGGAGCCAGCGCGACGUGGAGGCAGAGCAGACGCUGGCCGAGGCGUCGCGUGUAGAAGCUGCCUUCUUCAAAAAGCACCCCGUCUUCUGCCACGUGCACAACGGUGGGAAGAUGACCACCACCACCGUUUUGGCUGCCAAGCUCACCGAGGAACUUGUGGACAACAUCAAGCGCACGCUGCCAAAACUGCGGAAGGAGCUGGCGGAAAAGCUGCGUGAAGCGCGCGCCGAGCUGGAGAAACAGGGCGAGUCCGUCCCGGACGACGCUCGAGCGAAGCAGCUGUUCAUCAACGCGCGCGUGAUGAGAUACAAUGAGGACGUGCGAGGACUCGCGCGGGGAGAGCCCAGCCGUAAUCUUCCACGCAACAUGAUGCUGUACACGCUCGCUCGAGAGCACUUCCGCAUGUGGCUCAAGGAUCUAAAGAGAGCCGAGGAAGCGUGGCUGGAAGAGCUGGAUGUUUUGAUUCGGGAGUACAUGGACAAUCGCUGGGGGCGAGAGCUGCCGGGGUUCGUGAGCUACCACGCCUUUGAGAACCUCGCUCGAGUUCAUCUGCAACGCUUGGAGCAACCGGCCCUCGACAUGCUCGCUGUCACCUGUGGGAGCGUGCAGGAUGUGUGCAUGCGACUCGCCGAUGACGUGUUCCAAUUCCUUCCCGAGUUUAACCGUCUCGUCAAGGCAAAGGUGGGAGCACAGGUGCAAGGCCAGGAGCAGAGAGCAAGUGUCCUGAUUGUCACCCUCUUCCGCAUGGAGAGCAUGGUCUACACGCAGGAUAUGCUCUAUCAGAAUAACCUAAGAGAAGAGCACAAGCAUGAUCUUGAAGUCAAUGGAGAUACUCAAAUUUCCUCCAAUUCCCACAAGUAUCCCAACACGUAUAAGGGCAAAAGUCUACUUGAUGUGGGCGGCCUGGACGAGGAUCUGCAUGUGAUGAACAAACAUCUGCGCUCAUAUUUCAAGAUCGCGCUGACGCGGCUCAUGGACAUGGUGCCCAUGGCGGUGCGCUUCAACAUGCUGGACGAGCUGGUGGUGGCGCUGGGCGUGGAGCUCACGGCGCUCGCGCAGGAGGGCAACCUCGCCGAGCUGCUGUGCGAGGAUGAGGACACAAUGGAGAAGCGGCGCAUGGUGAUGGAGCGCGUGGAGCGCUUGCGCAAGGCGUGCUCCACCAUCGAGAACGCGCUGUGAGGCGCGCGGUGGCUCGCACGCUCACCGGUGGACAGUCGACUUCCCCCAUCGCUGUUCCAUCUGUUGCUGCGCUGGCCAAAUGAUCAAACGCAUUGGAACAUCGACAGGCCGAUGCGCACAUCCCCUUCAUAGAUGGAAAAUUAAAGACAUGCCUCAGUCGUGUGAUAGUGGUCAUAGAGUAAGCCACUGUUGCCUGUGCUCCUUCCAUAUGCAAAAAUAGAAUAGACUCAAUUAUUACAGAGUUUCAUAAUCCUGAUUAUUAAGUUUGAAUAGCGUCAGAUUCCUGAUUAUUAUAGACAUGUAUGCAGUAAAAGUAUUGACCAAUAGUUCAUUGGAACGUGUUUACUCGUAAGCGUUUUAAUGUUUAAAUCAAGGUUUUUAUUUCAAUAAACAGCAUAUACACGGAUACAUCUUCUCGCGUGUUACACCACUGACAUGGAAAGGAUUUUCAUUUCAUAAAAUGCUACAGUAUACAAUUCCCAACAUUUUAGCAUAAACAUGAUUGUUUAUCCUAAUAUGUAAAUUCCAUAAAUGCAACCUACAUAGAUUUCUCAGAAAGAUGUAGAUUUAUAUGAACACACUUAAUUUGCAUAUUUGUCAAAGCACGUUAUAUUAGUGUGUAAAAGAGUGUACACUGUUGAGAGUGGAGCUGUGCAUAACAUCGUU
This is a messenger RNA of Lethenteron reissneri (Far Eastern brook lamprey), 2680 nucleotides long. RefSeq names its product interferon-induced GTP-binding protein Mx-like. Gene Ontology annotation, cellular component: synapse; cytoplasm; plasma membrane. Lineage: Eukaryota; Metazoa; Chordata; Hyperoartia; Petromyzontiformes; Petromyzontidae. Gene Ontology annotation, biological process: synaptic vesicle budding from presynaptic endocytic zone membrane; receptor internalization. Gene Ontology annotation, molecular function: GTPase activity; GTP binding; microtubule binding. The record is from RefSeq and is a predicted model, not a curated record.